Mustela lutreola (European mink) is the source of this 1957-nucleotide messenger RNA. RefSeq names its product ribonucleic acid export 1 (gene RAE1). The transcript has 12 exons. Gene Ontology annotation, molecular function: RNA binding; ubiquitin binding. Gene Ontology annotation, biological process: transcription-dependent tethering of RNA polymerase II gene DNA at nuclear periphery; RNA export from nucleus. Gene Ontology annotation, cellular component: nuclear pore. NCBI's taxonomy places the organism in Eukaryota, Metazoa, Chordata, Mammalia, Carnivora, Mustelidae. Bases 463 to 1593 code for a protein of 376 amino acids. The record is from RefSeq and is a predicted model, not a curated record.
CUGGGCGCGAGCCGGCCGGUUAGCGAGCUUCCUUACUGGCCCCUGGGAGGGGCUCCGGGGUCACCCCGGGUCUCACCCCCUCGUCCUUCUCUUGGGGAAACUGAGGCACCGGGAGGGUCACAGUUGAUGGCAGCGUCUGUCGUCUGCGCUCUUCCCGUUGACACGUCUGUCUCAUCGGACGCAAGCUCCCACCUCCUCGGAGAAGCCUCCCUUGACCGGUCUUGCAGAAAAGCGUCCGUCCCCUUCGGUCUCCCGCGCUAAUCUUCGUUGCACUUUCCUCUGAAACCGUUCUGUUGCUUUGUUUCUGCCCUCCUCCGCCAAGUGCUGCCCCCCGCCGCCCCCGUCCGGGGUCUGUUAAAUACCAGCCGCCUUGGCCCAGGCGCCUGCCGAGGGCCGGGCGUAUCUUAGGAGUCCAGACCGCCCUCUGUUCCUGGAGCUGACGUUUUCCCGGGGAAGAGGUUGAUGGCACACAAUUCCAGGGCCAAAAUGAGUCUGUUUGGGACAACCUCGGGUUUUGGAACUAGUGGGACCAGCAUGUUUGGCAGCACAAGCACAGAUAACCACAACCCUAUGAAGGAUAUUGAAGUAACAUCCUCUCCUGAUGACAGCAUUGGUUGUCUGUCCUUUAGCCCACCAACCUUGCCUGGGAACUUCCUUAUCGCAGGAUCAUGGGCUAACGAUGUUCGCUGCUGGGAAGUUCAAGAUAGUGGACAGACUAUUCCAAAAGCCCAGCAGAUGCACACAGGGCCUGUCUUAGAUGUCUGCUGGAGCGAUGAUGGGAGCAAAGUAUUUACAGCAUCAUGUGAUAAAACUGCCAAAAUGUGGGACCUCAACAGUAAUCAGGCAAUACAGAUUGCACAGCACGAUGCCCCCGUGAAGACCGUACACUGGAUCAAAGCGCCUAACUACAGCUGCGUGAUGACCGGGAGUUGGGAUAAGACUCUGAAGUUUUGGGAUACACGAUCAUCAAAUCCUAUGAUGGUUCUGCAGCUCCCUGAAAGAUGUUACUGUGCCGAUGUGAUCUACCCUAUGGCUGUGGUGGCCACUGCAGAGAGAGGACUGAUUGUCUACCAGUUAGAGAACCAACCAUCCGAGUUCAGGAGGAUAGAGUCUCCACUGAAGCAUCAGCAUCGAUGUGUGGCUAUUUUUAAAGACAAACAGAACAAGCCGACUGGUUUCGCCCUGGGAAGCAUCGAGGGGAGGGUUGCUAUUCACUACAUCAACCCCCCAAAUCCCGCCAAAGAUAACUUUACCUUCAAAUGUCACCGCUCGAACGGAACCAAUACCUCAGCUCCUCAGGACAUCUAUGCGGUAAAUGGGAUCGCGUUCCAUCCUGUCCACGGCACGCUUGCCACGGUGGGGUCCGAUGGCAGAUUCAGCUUUUGGGACAAAGAUGCCAGGACGAAACUAAAAACUUCCGAACAGCUGGACCAGCCGAUAGCGGCUUGCUGCUUCAAUCACAACGGAAACAUAUUCGCCUACGCCUCCAGCUACGACUGGUCAAAGGGACACGAAUUUUAUAAUCCCCAAAAGAAAAAUUACAUUUUCCUGCGUAAUGCAGCCGAAGAGCUAAAACCCAGGAAUAAGAAAUAGUGGCCAGAGACUUCUGGGUUGUCCAGAGUUGUUUCCUCUCCACUCUGCCUCGUCUUUGUACGGAUUCGGGUCCCAGUGUUUGGUAGGUUGUCAGCCCUGGAUGUGGACUCAAGCCCUGAAGAAAAUGUCCUCGAUCAGCAGUCAGGAGCCCCGCCGGCCACGAUGACUGUCUGUCCAUUCCACUGCCUGUUACAGAUUUCUUCUGUAACUCCACGGGGACUGAAAUGAUUCUAGAAGUUAGAUUCCUGUGGGCGACUGCCACGUAUUUUGCCGUGCUUCAUUCAGCCGUGUAUGUGUUCGAGAACAUUGGGAAACAUCCUAUGAGCGCUGUACUGUAUUUUGUAAUAAAAUAUUUUGAAGAUUC